Cottoperca gobio is the source of this 4329-nucleotide messenger RNA. It is a transcript of the gene unk, whose product is annotated as unk zinc finger. Gene Ontology annotation, molecular function: metal ion binding; mRNA CDS binding. The record is from RefSeq and is a predicted model, not a curated record. NCBI's taxonomy places the organism in Eukaryota, Metazoa, Chordata, Actinopteri, Perciformes, Bovichtidae. Gene Ontology annotation, biological process: cell morphogenesis involved in neuron differentiation. The transcript has 15 exons. The coding region runs from base 93 to 2522 and encodes 809 amino acids.
AUCGUUGUAGAAUGCGGAUUUCGAAGCUAGUACGAAUAGCUAGCUAGUAAGCUAAAAACAAGGUUCUUGUUGUUCGGCUUCAAACGGCUGAAAUGUCCAAAACACACUCGUCAUCUUCGGCAGCGACGACCACCGGGGGGCCCUCCUCGUCCUCUUCGUCUUCGCCCGCGGGAGGCUCGACAUCUCCCGCAACCGUGUUGAACGUGCAGCCUGAGAAACCUCAACAUUACACAUAUCUGAAGGAGUUCAGAACUGAGCAGUGCCCCCUGUUCGUGCAGCACAAAUGUACACAACACAGGCCUUUUUCCUGUUUCCACUGGCACUUCCUGAACCAGCGGCGCCGCAGACCCAUCCGUAGACGGGACGGGACCUUCAACUACAGCCCAGAUGUUUACUGCACCAAAUAUGACGAGGGAACAGGCACCUGCCCUGAUGGAGACGAAUGCCCGUUUCUACAUCGGACAGCGGGCGACACAGAGCGCAGAUAUCACCUCCGCUACUAUAAGACGGGAUCGUGUAUUCAUGAAACGGACGCAAAAGGCCACUGCAGCAAAAACGGCUCCCACUGCGCCUUCGCACACGGAUCACAUGACCUGCGCAGCCCCGUGUAUGACAUCAGAGAGGUGCAGGUGAUGGAGUGUCAGGGAGGCUCGGGGCCGACGGAGGGAGGCGGAGGAGACGGACAGUCGGGACAGGCGGCGAGCACGGCGCUCAUCGAGAAGAUCCUGAGUGAGGAGCCGCGCUGGCAGGACAACAACUACGUGCUGUCCCACUACAAGACGGAGUUGUGUAAGAAGCCGCCUCGUCUGUGCCGCCAAGGUUACGCCUGUCCGUACUACCACAACAGCAAAGACAGGCGGCGCAGCCCGCACAAGCACAAGUACAGAGCGCUGCCGUGUCCGGCUGUGAAGCAGAGCGAGGAGUGGGGCGACCCCAGUAAAUGCGAGGGAGCGGAGGGAUGUCAGUAUUGCCACACAAGAACAGAACAGCAGUUUCACCCCGAGAUCUAUAAAUCCACAAAGUGUAAUGACAUGCAGCAGUGUGGCAGCUGUCCCCGAGGGCCCUUCUGCGCCUUUGCUCAUGUUGAAAGGCCCUUUGUUCCAGAGGAGCCACCUUUCCCCACGCCGAGCUCCCCUCCGCCCCCCAGACCUCCAGACCCUCUUCCUGCUCAGGAAGCGUCUUCCAGUCCCAGCAGACACAACACGGGGAUGGGUUCUGGUUCUUUGUCCGACCCCUUCUCCCCAUCGGCAGGCUCGUGUGUGGCGGAGCACGGGCUGCUGGGGAGUGUUUUGUCUCUGUGCGAGGACACGAGUGCACGAGCGGAGCCGAUGUCUCCGUGGGCCGGAGAGGGAGGGUACGGCAGAGCGCCGGGGUUUGAGAGGGAGGAUCAGGCGAAGCAAAGGAGUUUUGCUCUCGAGCAGCGCCACAGAGAGUUGGUGACUGCACAAAGCAAACAGGACUUGUUGGUGUUUCUGCCGGUGGGAAGCCCUUUGAGUCUGUCCUCCAGCAUCCCGUCCAGUCUGGCCGCCACCCCGCCCAGCCCGGCCCCUCUCGGGCUCGGACCCCCGGGAUCCGGCAUGUCGUCGGGCAUGAACGCCAACGCCCUGCCCUUCUACCCCACCAGUGAGACCGUAGAGUCCGUCGUAGAAUCCGCUCUGGAUGAUCUUGAUCUGAAUGAUUUUGGCGUGUCGGUGUUGGAGAGCAGCUCUGCGCUGCCCGCUGUGGGAGGCAUGCUGGGAGGUAGCCAGUUUCAGAGUUCUGCCCCAGUUAAUAUCCCGGGAUCCUUUAGCAGCUCUGCUCCUUUUAGCUCGCCGUCACCGUCUCCACCAAUCAGGCCGCACGCUUCGCCUUUCUUCUCCACUGCCCUGUCACAACCCGGCCAAUCAGAAAGCACCUUCUUGGGACAGUCUCACAGCUCUUUAGGUCUGAACGGGAUGAGCAGUAAUAUCUGGGAGCAUUUCCCGUCAGGCCAGGGCUCCCCUGGUACCCCCCCCACCCUGCUGCCCUCUGGCCCCUGCGUGGAGACGUCCAGGCUCAAGCAGGAGCUGGAGGACGCUCACAGGGCGCUGAAGCAGUGGGGUCACAGCUGGAGACACACAGCUCAGUCGUGGGCUGCACUGAAAGCAGAUGCAGAGGAGUCGCGUGCACAUGCAGCACGGUUAGCCAUGGAAGCUGAGCGAGCCAAGCAGGCUGAGGAGGAGGCGGAGAGACAAGCUUCUCUCCUGCAGGAGGCGCUGGAGAGCUUAAGAAAUGGAGACAACCCCCAUCUAGCCCUGCAUCAACUCCGGCUACUACACCGACUGCCCUUGGAGUCCGUCCUCAGUUUGAAGGCUCAACUUUGUAGCUGCUUACACGCCGUGGAACAGGUGGUGUACAGGAAACAGAGACAGUGCUGUGUGACGUGUGGAGAGCAGGGCUCAGUGUCUCUGCCCUGUGGCCAUGGACUACAGUGUGAGAGCUGCUCCACCUCCACAGAGUGCCCGCUCUGCCCUGAACAGACCCUGGAGCAGCAGCUCUCUUGACCCCACUUGGACCACCACAGAUUCCAGACCAGUCAGUCCUGAAUCCACAGAAACCAGCCUUGGGUCUCCACCGCCAUUCAAAAUUAUGUCGAGGUCGUUUUAUAAUGUGGUAACGACACAAGCGCUGAUCUGGUUUUGUAUUUUUAAGAUGAUUUUUACUGGUGAAGUAAAAGUUAAAGGUCUUAACUUGGAAUUUAGGAUUAAUAAUUGUUCUAGUGGUUACCCGUGGAACCCUAGUACCUUUUUUACUCGUUAAUGCUCUUGACCAGCAACACUGUUCUUUACCCCUGUUCUUGAUUUGUGACAAUAACUUUAAGACCUGAUUCUGUUUCGUCUCUAGCUCUAAAGGCCUUUACACGCUCGGGGCGUGACCAAACAAUGACACGAAGAAGCAGAAUGCUGCGAAAUUAUUUAUAUGUCUAGGGCUUUUAUUGUGAAAGGUAAGGAGUGGAUCUGGUAUGUGCUGAAAGGAGUAUGUAAUAUAUUAUUAUUAUUAUUAUUAUUAUAUAUUGUAUACAGGCGCAAGGCAACCCGGUCUGCACAACGUGAUUGGUUGACGCCUUUAUUCACGAUGCAAAAACUCAGAAAAAUCAUCUUUGUAUUAACUUUUAUAAAAUGCCACGUAACAUUCGGGUUCUGUGUAAAAGUGUUCUUGACAAAAACAAAACAAAAAGCCCCCGGAGUGUAAAGGCCUCAACUGUGAAACAUUUGUAGACAUGAUUCUGAAUCCAAUAAUAAUGUUUUAUAGGAGAAGAUCAGCCGAAAGGACUUCCUGUUCGUCUUCAUAGCUUCAUUGGUUUUAAAGAUGUUCGCUGUCGCAUUCAAAGGUCAAUAUUGUUCCAAAACAUUUCAAAUACAAAAAGAAGUUUGGUGUUUUCCCAGAAAUCGAGACGGUUACUCGUGAUGAUACAAUCAUCGUGAACUACAGUCCUCAGAAACCACAGUGAUCAUCGAUCACAAUCUUCGAUGAGAAUGAAGUAAAAAUGAUUAUUCCCCCUAAUAUCGCAAUAUCACUCAAAAUGAAUGCAAUAAGACUUUUUAAAUAGUGACACUAAAGGAUCUUUUCUUGCCAUGUUGAGAGCUGUGUGGAGGGAAUAAUGAAACAAAGGUAUAAAGUGAAGGGGGCGCACUUUGUAUACGACAGACACAAACUGUGGAGGUGUAACGGCGUGUGGCCUGUCUCACUGUGGUGCGAAGAGGAACUUAUCGUUUCUGAAUUGUGUGACAGCAAAGAUCUCAAAACCUUUUCAGAUGCGUUGACGCGGCAGGUUGAGCGUUUAGCAGACUGAAAACACUUAAAGGGCAAAUGUAUCCAUGUUAUCUAUAUUGCUAAUGCCAAAAGGGGGGGGCCGCCACGCCAGUCUGCUGGUAGCGCUUGUAUCAUAUUGAAUUUCUUCUUUAAUUUCUUAUUCAUAGUUUCUUUUUCUCUGCAACAUAAAUGCUCAAUUACUGUCUAAUAAUAACAGAAGAUAUUUAAAAAGUGUAGUAUUUGUUUAAAUGUACAGCAGAUGGCCUCUGCUGAAGCACUCAGGUUUUCUCUAUUCUUCUACAUGAACUGAAGAGGAAAGCAUGUUAACAAUCAAGCAGAUGUACUCUCGUGUAGUCUUUUCAAAUUUCAUAUUUUUUACUUAAACGCUCAAACUUACAAAACUUUUCGUUCAAACCAUUUUCUAUGUUUAAAGCUCUUAAAUGUCUUGACGGGUCUCUCUGCCAACAUUUAUACAUUUGCAUUAAUCUUUGACAUUUCACAGUGUGUCAAAUGUAUAUGUAUAUAUAUAUAUAUAUAUAUAUAUACACACAUACAUAC